This is a messenger RNA of Salvelinus namaycush (lake trout), 2684 nucleotides long. RefSeq names its product androgen receptor-like. Lineage: Eukaryota; Metazoa; Chordata; Actinopteri; Salmoniformes; Salmonidae. Bases 226 to 2319 code for a protein of 697 amino acids. Gene Ontology annotation, molecular function: zinc ion binding; sequence-specific DNA binding; DNA-binding transcription factor activity. Gene Ontology annotation, biological process: regulation of DNA-templated transcription; male gonad development. The transcript has 9 exons. The record is from RefSeq and is a predicted model, not a curated record.
AGGCGUCGAAGUGACUUGUUGUUAAUGUUGGAUCCCGUAGUUCGAUGUGGCUAUGGGUGGUGGCCAGACAUAACGACAUAGCAGGAGUCUCCGGUGACACGGUUGCGUUUGGAUUUGACGUAGUUGCUUCUACUCUCACAUUACGGGACAUUUUUUGUAGCUCCUCGAAUUUUAGGUUCUACUGUGCAAAACUGAGACCUAGAGAUCACGUAUUUGUUUGGAACCAUGCGCGUCUGUAACGGAAUCAAAACAAUGCAGAGUGGCACAAAUAAAUCACAUACAGCCAAUGAAUUAAGUGACGCGGUGUCUGUGUCUUUAGGUUUGAGUUCGCAGUUUAACGAGAUAGUGGAUAAUGGACGGGGCGACACUCCGUUCUCUGCAGACAGCGGCCCAAAUCACGGAAACCGUUUCUCCGUCUCGGAGGAUUUUGGAGAUGGCGCCAGUUUGACCUCAGAGUUAACCACCCAGAUGCCGAGGAAAACGAUAAUUAUAUCAAAUGGGCCAUCAUUCGAAGUAAAUCAAGACAUUUGUGGACCAAAUUACUUGGGAUUUUUACAGACCCCGGAGCGAGAAAGGGACAGCGAAUGGAACGUGACAAGGCCUACGCACGAUUUGGAGAUGGCCCGAGAUCCCCGUAAAAACUCGGACAUGUUCGUGAAUCUGGAUAACGGUAACGCAGUGCCCUCUCAGUUUGACGAACUGUUACCUUUAAGUUCUCCAUUACGCAAAGACCCCCCAGCCCUGGUGUUUGGUAGGGACUUUCCGGACACAUCGACAGUUAAUGAUCAAAUCCAAAGCAGCCGUAACAUCAAAAUCGAACCAGGGCACGAGGGACCCUGUCCCGUGGCGGAUGGAUAUUGGUUCUGUAAAUAUUGUGACAACGGAAAUUGCAUGUCUCGUGGAGCACGUAAACCCUUUCCCUGUACUUCGUUCCCUGGGGUUAACUAUACGGACUAUGACUCUGGGAUGCCACAGGAGUUUCAUGUCCAGGCGCAAAGUUACCAAAGUGUGAUGAUGGGUGAAAGGGGUCUCCAAGUGUAUCACUCCGCUAUCAAGAAGGAUAGUUCUGGAUGGAUGGGUGCUGACCCCAGCUUGAGAUGUGAGGAUAUGUUGCCAGUGAGGGUGUAUUUCUCAGACCGGAGGGUGUGUAAGGUAUGUGGAGACGAGGCGUCAGGCUGUCACUAUGGAGCUGUUACCUGUGGGAGCUGCAAGGUGUUCUUCAAGAGGGCCGCAGAGAGUAAGCAGAAUCACCUGUGCGCCAGCCGUAAUGACUGCACCAUCGAUAAGCUGAGGAGGAAGAACUGUCCUUCCUGUCGUCUCAGCAGAUGCUUCCAGUCUGGAAUGAGCCUCAAAGGCCGGAAGCUGAGGGGAGCUGGCCCGCUGAAAGGAGUAGUGGAGGGGGGAACACAGGCACCCGGCAGAGAGAGGACUGGAGAGAGGGGAGGAGAGAGGACGGGGGGACUACAGUUAUCCACCGUUUCCCCACAGGCUAAAUGUGAGGAUCAAUAUUACCGCUGUGCUGCUCUGCAGGCUCCCACUCUUGGCCCCUCCCCCAGCCUACGCCCCUCCCUCCUCAACGUCCUCAGUUCCAUCGAGCCAGGAAUGGUCAACGCAGGCCAUGACACCUCCCAGCCAGACUGUUUCACCUCCCUACUGUCCAGCCUCAACGAGCUGGGAGAGAGACAACUUGUGUCUGUGGUGAACUGGGCUAAAGCCAUGCCAGGUUUCAGAGAGCUGUAUGUAGAAGACCAGAUGUCAGUGAUCCAGUCUUCAUGGCUGGGGUUGAUGGUGUUCGCUCUGGGCUGGAGGUCUUACACUAACACAGACGCUAGAGAGCUCUACUUCGCUCCUGACCUCAUCUUCAACGAUCAGAGGAUGCGUGUGUCCAGUAUGUAUGAACACUGUGUCCAGUUCCGUCUGCUGUCCCAGAGGUUCUGUAUGCUCAGAGUCACCCAGGACGAGUUCCUCUGUAUGAAGGCUCUGCUCCUCUUCAGCAUCAUCCCCGUGGAGGGUCUGAGGAAUCAGAAGUGUUUUGACGAGCUGAGGAUCUCUUACAUCAAGGAGCUGGAUCGUCUGGCCAGCUACCACGGAGAAAAACACCACACACAACGCCUGUUCCAGCUAACACAACUACUGGACUUCCUACACCCGAUUGUGAGGAAGCUGCACCAGUUCACCUAUGAUCUGUUUAUCCAGGCCCAGUCUCUGCCCACCAGAGUCAGCUAUCCAGAGAUGAUCUCUGAGAUUGUCAGCGUUCACGUGCCCAAGAUGCUCACAGGCAUGGUUCAGCCAAUCCUCUUUCACAAUGCACCUUGCUAGAGGGUCUUCCUAUCACAAUGCACCUUGCUAGAGGGUCUUUCUAUCACAAUGCACCUUGCUAGAGGAUCUUCCUAUCACAAUGCACCUUGCUAGAGGGUCUUCCUAUCACAAUGCACCUUGCUAGAGGGUCUUCCUAUCACAAUGCACCUUGCUAGAGGGUCUUCCUAUCACAAUGCACCUUGCUAGAGGGUCAUACCAUCAUAAUUCAUCCUAAAAGAGGGACAGACAAUAACAAAACAAUCUGCUAGACAUUCAACCCAGGGUCCCCCAUUGAUUUUGUCAGUCUCUCUCACUCAGAUAUCAUAUCAACAUGGCGUAAGUCCUGGCAAAAUGUGUAGAAUUGUAGAAAAUUGGCUUUAAAACAG